AUGAAAGGAAUAGCUCGUUCGUUUGUUUACUGGCCGGGAAUCGACACAGACAUUGAGAAGACAGCGAAAUCUUGUGCAGAGUGUGCUCGUCAGGCACAUGCUCCCUCCAAGUUUAGUGAACACCACUGGCAGUACCCCAAUGGCCCGUGGGAAAGGAUACACAUAGACUAUGCUGGUCCAGUGGCAGGUUCAAUGUUGCUGAUUAUAGUUGACGCGUACAGUAAGUGGUUAGAGGUGAAAGUCACAAAUUCAAUGACAACAGCAGCAACGAUUGGCAUUAUUGAUGAGUUAUUUUCUCGUUAUGGAGCACCUGUUACCAUUGUGUCAGAUAAUGGGCCGCAAUUUACCUCUGCGGAAUUUAAGGAGUUUUUGCAGAAUAGCGGCGUCAAGUUCCACAAACUCUCGGCCCCCUAUCACCCUGCAACGAAUGGCCAAGCAGAACGUUACGUGCAGACAACAAAAGACGCUCUGAAGGCAAUGGGAACUACUGCAUCGACGUUGCAGUCCAACUUGAACAACUUUCUGCAGAGAUAUCGCAUAGCUCCUCAUGCUACCACUGGAGAAUCGCCAUCCAAGCUGUUUAUGGGACGGAACAUUAGGACACACCUAGACCUGCUAAAGCCCGAAGACGUUCGCCAGAAAGUAUCGAUGAAGCAAGAAAUCAACUUUAAGCCAUCUUUCCGUGAAUUCAGUUCGGGUCAGAACGUGUAUUUCCUCUCCGGUAACCUUCGUAUGGAAAAAUGGAUUCCUGGUGUGAUCGCCGUUCGACUGGGAGAUUUACACUAUGAAAUCGAAUAUUCUGGUAAACGAUUCAAGCGCCACAUCGACCAAAUUCGUUCGAGAUUCGGCCCUCAAGAUCAUCAGGCGAUUGAAGCAUCGGACGUAGAAGAAUCAAGCCAACAAGCUGCAUCAAGGCACGUUCAUUUUUACGGCAACGACAGCACGCUUCAUAAUGCACCUUCAACUCCAAUCAACUUUAGAAGUGCUCCUACUGACCAAGGAUCACCAGAGUUCUACACUCCAUCUGCAAGCCCAGUGGACAGCCCCGUUCCUCGAGAUCCUCCUUCGAUCAUCGUUCGCCGUUCGACACGAAUCCGUCAUCCUCCUCGCAAGUAUUCACCGUAG
Messenger RNA from Topomyia yanbarensis, 1125 nucleotides. RefSeq lists its product as uncharacterized. Bases 1 to 1125 code for a protein of 374 amino acids. Gene Ontology annotation, molecular function: nucleic acid binding. The record is from RefSeq and is a predicted model, not a curated record. The transcript has a single exon. Lineage: Eukaryota; Metazoa; Arthropoda; Insecta; Diptera; Culicidae. Gene Ontology annotation, biological process: DNA integration.